AAGGCAACUCUUCGACAUGGGUCGAUGAAAGUCGAGCUUCCCGCUGCGUUUGAAGAUGCGCCCAUCAGCGACCUCGUCGUACUCAUAGCCGACAUGCUCGAACGGCUAAUGUCCCACAACGACCUGAUCGCCCUCAGCCCCCAAUCCCUGACGCGCUUCCACUCCCGCUCCGCCCCCUCCAUCUCCAUCCUCGACUACCUCCUCCGCAUCACCCGCUUCAUCAACGUCGAGCGCUCCUGCCUCCUCGUCUCCCUCUACUACAUCGACGCCAUCUGCGCCCGCCACCCCCUCUUCACCCUCUCCUCACUCACCUGCCAUCGCUUCCUCAUCACCGCCAUCGCCGUAUCCAGCAAGUGCCUCUGCGAUACCUUUUGCACUAACGCGCUGUAUGCAAAGGUCGGGGGGAUCAGCGUGACGGAGCUUAACAUUCUUGAGAGGGAGUUUUUGCAGAUGAUCGAUUGGCGCUUGAUGUGCACGCGUGAGAUCCUAUCAGAGUACUACACAAACCUCGUCAGGACAAACACUUUGGGAAAAUACGCCAUCGCAGACUCCGACUCCACCUCGGACACCCCCGUGCUGCCCCGCAGACCCUCCGUCCCCCCAUCCCAACCCAAACGUCCCACCAUUGAGCAAAAUAUGGCUUUUGCGGCUCAUCAGAGAGGCGAGGGGUAGAAUCAACACACUAAUUUAUUCAUUCAUUUUAACAUUAAAAGAUUUAAAAAGAAGCGAAUGAUGCAUUGUAGAAUUUUUGGUGACGAAUGUUUCACUGACGUCUUUGAUAGGUUCGUAAGGGAGUGGUGCAUGCUCCAUAACGUAACGCCGAU
This is a messenger RNA of Desarmillaria tabescens, 824 nucleotides long. RefSeq names its product cyclin-domain-containing protein. The transcript has 3 exons. Gene Ontology annotation, biological process: regulation of cyclin-dependent protein serine/threonine kinase activity. Gene Ontology annotation, molecular function: cyclin-dependent protein serine/threonine kinase regulator activity; protein kinase binding. Bases 25 to 672 code for a protein of 215 amino acids. NCBI's taxonomy places the organism in Eukaryota, Fungi, Basidiomycota, Agaricomycetes, Agaricales, Physalacriaceae. The record is from RefSeq and is a predicted model, not a curated record. Gene Ontology annotation, cellular component: cyclin-dependent protein kinase holoenzyme complex; nucleus.